AUUUCUCAUAUUGGAAAGCUGAAAGAUUUUCUUCUACAACACAGAAAGGAUUAUAUUAAUGCUUACAGGGCUUGGUCUCCUGUCUCUGCCCACUGUAUGAAUGUGCAUACACCCUGGGCUGUUUUGGAAGUCGGUUAGUUCCGUUCAAGAGCACAGCUUUGUCACACAGAUAGGAGGGAUAUGCACUUCACCAAGUUUACCUUCAGUGUUGUCCCAGGAGCCACUGCACCUUCAGCCAUAUUAUGUCUGAAUUUGUGAGAAUGACGGAUACAGAGCGUGACCAGAUAGAUCAAGAUGCCCAGGUGUUUAUGAGAACGUGUGCAGAUGCCAUUCAUCAGCUCAGAACAGAAGCACACAAGGGUGUCCAGUCUGCUCAGGUGAAGGAGCACAGAACAGCUGUCUUGGACUUCAUUGAAGAUUACUUAAAAAGAGUGUGCAAGCUGUAUUCUGAACAAAGAGCCAUCCGAGUUAAGCAAGUGAUAGACAAGAAGAGACUGUCCAAACUUGAACCUGAGCAGAGCAAUGUGUCCAAAGCACCUCUUUCCACUGAAAAAUUUUCACAGAGUCCUUUAGAGGAUUCUGAAGAAAAACUUUCUGCUGAGGAAAGCAAAGACAGGAAUCUGCCCAAUGCCCAAAGUAACCUUGGAUUAUGGGGGGAUGGCAGAGGUGAAGAUGAGCUGUCACCUGAAGAAAUACAAAUGUUUGAACAGGAGAACCAGAGACUUGUUGGUGAAAUGAACAAUCUCUUCGAUGAAGUCAGACAAAUUGAAGGAAAAGUGGUGGAAAUCUCCAGAUUACAAGAGAUAUUCACUGAGAAAGUCUUGCAACAGGAAACUGAUAUUGACAAUAUCCACCAAUUAGUUGUGGGUGCAACAGAGAAUAUAAAAGAAGGCAAUGAAGACAUAAGAGAGGCCAUCAAAAACAAUGCUGGAUUUAGAGUAUGGAUCCUCUUCUUCCUUGUGAUGUGUUCAUUCUCUUUGCUUUUCCUGGACUGGUAUGACAAUUAAUUAAACAUAUUAUUGGCUCCAUGCUA
Molecule: messenger RNA, 1033 nt
Organism: Cyanistes caeruleus (blue tit)
Lineage: Eukaryota; Metazoa; Chordata; Aves; Passeriformes; Paridae
Source: RefSeq, a predicted model, not a curated record